Molecule: messenger RNA, 1221 nt
Organism: Puntigrus tetrazona (Sumatra barb)
Lineage: Eukaryota; Metazoa; Chordata; Actinopteri; Cypriniformes; Cyprinidae
Gene: gcshb
Product: glycine cleavage system protein H (aminomethyl carrier), b
Exons: 5
Coding region: 327-851 (174 amino acids)
Biological process (GO): glycine decarboxylation via glycine cleavage system; protein lipoylation
Cellular component (GO): mitochondrion; glycine cleavage complex; cytoplasm
Source: RefSeq, a predicted model, not a curated record
ACGUGUGCGAUUUUAAAUCUUUGUUAUUGCAAAGAUAAUAUUAACUAUUUCUUGCCUAUAUGUGGUUUAAAGUCCGUGAGUGAAGAAACCCAUAAAUCUCAAAACCAAUGCGUUUCUGCACCUACUGCUGCACGCAUCGUUUCGCUUUCAUCAUGUUUGGACUUUGUAUAAGAAGUCGUGCCAGUGUGCUUUUCGUUAUCGAUAUCUUUAUUCUCAAAGUUAUCAGCGGCGCGAGGUCCGCGGGACGGGAGCGCGCCUCGCGCCUGUCUCGCGCGGUCGAGCGCACCAGCCUGUUAUUUCACGCCUGAAGCCCAGAGUCGGCGAAGAUGGCGAUGUGUGCGGCGCUCCGACGCGUUUCGGCAAACUUCUCGGCCGCGUUGCCCCUGCUCCCGAGACCCGCGCGUCCCUGGACCUGCCCGACUUCGCCGAGACCCAACUUUUUAAGGACGCUUUACGCGAGCUCGCGGCUCUCGGGAGCUCUGAAGUUCACAGACAAACACGAGUGGGUGCGAGUGGAGGGCAACGUGGGCACGGUCGGCAUCAGCAACUUUGCUCAGGAAGCGUUAGGUGAUGUGGUAUACUGUGGGCUUCCAGAAGUGGGAACAAAGCUUGAACAAAUGGAUGAGUUUGGUGCUUUGGAAAGCGUCAAAGCUGCUAGCGAGUUGUAUUCUCCCCUGACCGGAGAGGUGACCGAAAUUAACACACAUCUGUCCGAUAACCCGGGACUAGUAAAUAAAGCCUGCUAUGAAGACGGAUGGUUAAUUAAGAUGACCAUAGAGAAACCUGCAGAACUUGAUGAACUCAUGGAUGAAGCUGCUUACGAAAAAUUCAUCAAAUCCCUCGAUUCAUAAAGGUGUUGGGACCUGCGUUGUUUAUCAUCGAUCAUUCAGAGCCUUUUCACAGUGGCUACUUUAAAGCUGGUGGUAGAGUUAGCGCUAAUACAGUUCUUCGAAAUCUAUUUAUUUUGAUUUUUGUAAUUUUCUUUUCCACCAAAAUAAUCUGUUUGUAAUGUGCUAGUUUAACAAACUCUUGCGUUUUGGAGUCAGAAGCCAAAUAUUUCAAGGGCUUUUUGGAUACAGUUCGAGGUGCUUUACGAGGACUCAAACAAAGAGAGAGCUGGUUCUGCUGAUUGUCUUAAAAAUAGUAUAUUUGUCGAUAUAACGUGUAUGUGAUUGUUGAGGUAAUGUGACAUGCAAUAAAAUCAGAAUUGUAACAUUGUGA